This is a messenger RNA of Tetranychus urticae (two-spotted spider mite), 1925 nucleotides long. Lineage: Eukaryota; Metazoa; Arthropoda; Arachnida; Trombidiformes; Tetranychidae. The record is from RefSeq and is a predicted model, not a curated record.
UUACACUUCUCCACUAAUUGGUCAGAAGAUGUGCAUCUAAUUUCAUCACAUAGCGGCAAGUCUAAACAAGUGUUAGUCAAUGCCUUUGUCGUUUCUUUACUUUGUCACUAAAGGGUUGAGAAUUUUAUAAAUAAUCGAUUGUUUCCUAGAUAUUUAGCUCAAACCACAUAAUCUACGAUCGAUCUUUAACUGAAGAUCGAUUAAGAUUUAUCACUUGAUUAGAAACACUACCUAUUUCAUAAAUAACUGUAUAACUUUUGCUUCUCAACUAAGCCAUUGGAUUUUCGGAACGGUUUGAGGUUUCAAUCGAAUACAGUUGUUAUGGCAGAGGACCAUGAAAAUGGUGCUGAUGAUUUGAAAAUUGUGAACAGAAACAGGGAAUAUUAUGUCUCUAAAAAGCUCAUUUGUUCAUCUGUGCCUUACUUCGAGAAAAUGUUUUGCUGUGAUCUAUUGGAAUCAAAAGAAAACAAGGUUGAAAUGGACUUCGACGAACGCGUCUUUGAUGCUAUCCUCGAUUGGAUUCAUUCUGGAUCAUUCUUUAUCAAAAUGAAUUAUGUGAUUAGGUUUUACGACGCAACUGAUUACUUGAUGAUAAAUGAAAGUUUAUUAAAACCAUUUCUCUCUUAUUUUUAUGAAAACUUCACUAUUAAACAUCUUCCAGUUAUUUUACCUCAAGUCACCAAAGUGUCCAAAUUGUUGAGCUCUGGAACUCUAGACAGCAUUAUUUGUCGCCGUUUUUUGUUGAUUGCCAAUACGGAUAUUUUCCUGAAUUAUCCACUCGAGACAGUUGAAACUAUUCUUCGAUUAGAUUUGAUGGUUUACUCUGAAUACCAAAUCUUUGAAUCCAUCUUGCAAUGGGUAUAUGAAGAUGAUUCCAGAGAAAAAUGGUUUCCUCAGUUAUUGAGCUGCGUUCGUUGGUCUUUCAUGGAUCCUGUUGCUAUUUCUAAGAUAAAGAAUAAUGAAUUAAUAAAAACUCUGUCUAAUUUCGAUACAUUUAUCGAAACGAAUAGGGACUGUGGAUUUAAUCGGAGUAAUCAAAGCUUCUUCGUCUCUAUCCAUCGAGUAGGCAAUACAUUGUUACGGUUAAAAGUGCUUGAUAAUGAAUUAUUUUGUUUUUCGGUUGGUGAGUUUACUCAAGACGAUUCAAUGUCACUUGAAUUUGUUCAUGGAGAAAACACUUCAGAUAUUUUAUUUGAUUCUGGAACCAAAGGUAUUCGCAUUGAUUGGGUUAAAAAGACAUAUCGAUGGAUCAACUUUAAAGCUGCUAAUAAAACUUACCACAGUAAAUUAAGAAACUUCAUUGUAGAGGUUUGGUUCAAAAGAAAUUCUUGUUACCUGGAAGACAAAGACGCAAAACUUUCAUUUCCGCUUUACUCAGAAGAUUACUUACUCCUUGAAUCUAAUGGUAAAUUCAUUGUGAUUGGUAAAACUAAAGGCACCAAAAAAUGGUUUGGUAUGUUUCCUGUUACUCAUCCAAGUUGGUUCAAUUAUGAAGAUCAUGCACACUCUUUCAAAGCCACUGUACUGGACGAUGUUGUUUAUAUAUUGACUAAGGAUCUUGAAUUCAUCCAAUUCAAUUAUGAAACUCGAUCCUUUUAUAAGAGUGAACCGUUCAAAGGAAAAAAAUGGAAUUUCAAUAAUUUAAUCUUAACUUCACAUCAAACAAAGGAUAACAAAGUUAUUUUGGUCAACAAAUCAUCAGGAAAAGUACGUUAUUUCUGCAUUAAUCAGAAGAAAUGGAUCGGAAAAUAUCGUAUUUUGAAUGUAAACUUUUGCUCCAACAACUCUCAUGUUUAUGUUGAUAUGUUAAUUGCCUUUACGUCAACGUUUUUACCGAUUAAAGAUAUCAAACCUUUGUACAGGCAAUGCUUUUAUUAACUUUGAACUAUCUGUAUCACAUUCAGAUUUGCAUAUUUCUCGGUGUC